AUUUGGCGUGGGGGGUCACCUUCUGUUUCCUAAAAAUUAAAUUUACUGUUUCAAAUGAAAUAUGUAACGAAUUUCGGGAGAGUAACAAACAUUGAUAUCUCAAUGGAAAUGGCGGUGUACCUGAAUCUUCAUUUCUUUAAUCUCGGGGAAACCCCCUCCUAUUUUCCUUUCUGAUCUUCCUUCUCAAUCAUCCGUCUAUACUCAGACAUAUAUUACACACUUUUCCCGUUCGGUUCUCGAGAGAUUUUCAUUUCCCUAAAUCUGGCUGUUCGCCGGUCGUUUUUUAUGUUUGAAUGAGCAGCGGUUACCGAUUUUGCUGCUAUUUGUAUUUGACUGUCUUUGAUUGUUAGUAGUAGUAAUUUCUGUGUACUACAAGUAGUGGUUCAUCGUCCGAAUUCAAAUUAGAAAUAGGUUUGAAAAUUGAAAAGGCGUCUUGUUAGGCUUGUGUAAUACUCAAAGCUUUGAUGAAGCUUUGAGGCAAAUGUUCGCUAAAUAUGCCAAGCAUUAGAGCUCCAGCUACAAGGAAAGCCACUACCCUUACGGUAGCGGUGAAAUGUAGGCCACUGACGGAGAGAGAAGGAGGUCGUGAUAUAGUUAGAGUAAACAAUGAUAAGGAGGUUGUUGUAUUGGAUCCUGACCUGUCAAAGGAUUACUUAGAUCGCAUACAGAACCGUAGCAAAGAACGAAGAUAUGCUUUUGAUUACGCAUUUGGACCUAAAUCCACAAAUUUGGGCGUCUAUGAGAGAAGUAUUCAGUCUACAAUUGCUGGGGUCAUUCAAGGCCUGAAUGCAACUGUCUUUGCUUAUGGUUCAACAGGCAGCGGAAAAACAUAUACAAUGGCUGGAACUAAAGACGACCCUGGACUUAUGGUUCUGAGUCUUAACACGAUAUUCGAUCUUAUCAAGAAUGACAAAAGUUCUGACGUGUUUCAAGUUACUUGCUCCUACCUUGAAGUCUACAAUGAGGUAAUAUAUGACUUACUUGAGAAGUCAUCAGGUCACUUGGAGCUCAGAGAGGACCCAGAGCAAGGAAUUGUGGUUGCUGGCCUUAGAUGUAUCAAGGUUAAUUCAGCUGAUAAAAUCCUUGAGCUCUUAACUUUGGGGAACAGCAGGCGAAAAACAGAUAGCACAGAGGUCAAUGAAACUUCAUCACGCUCUCAUGCAGUGUUGGAGAUUACUGUGACUAGGAAACAGCGAGACAAAUAUUCUAAUCAGGUUAUAAGAGGAAAACUGGCACUUGUGGAUCUUGCUGGAAGUGAACGAGCUUCUGAAACAAAUAGUGGAGGUCAAAAGUUGAGAGAUGGCGCUAACAUUAAUCGAUCUCUUCUUGCUUUGGCAAACUGCAUAAAUGCUCUGGGGAAACAACAGAAGAAGGGUCUGGCUUAUGUUCCUUACCGCAAUAGUAAAUUGACACGGAUUCUGAAAGAUGGUCUGAGUGGUAAUUCUCAAACAAUAAUGAUCGCUACCAUAUCACCAGCUGUCAGUCAGUAUCACCAUACUGUGAAUACCUUAAAGUAUGCUGACAGAGCAAAGGAAAUUAAGACACACAUUCAGAAAAAUAUUGGCACAAUCAAUACUCAUGUUUCAGACUACCAACGGAUGAUCGAUAGCCUUCAAAAUGAGGUCAGCCAUUUGAGGAAGGAAUUAGCUGACAAAGAAACACAACUAAGUGCCAAGCCUACUGAAAAAGCCUCAGACGACGAGCUUUCUUGGUUGGACACAUUGAGCCAUGAAACCAGUGAAAAUGUUCAGGAGAGGAUAAAUUUACAGAAGGCUUUGUUUGAGAUAGAGGAGAUGAACAUUAGCAACCGUAAUGAACUCCAAAAUCUUGAUGAUGCAAUUGCGAAACAACAGGCUAUUGAAAAGGAUGGGGCAGUUGUCCGGGCUCUUAGAUCAAGGCGCCAAGUCAUUCUUGAUAAUAUUCGUGACAAUGAUGAGCUCAGUAACAAUUAUCUGAAGGAAAUUGAAGCAAAUGAGAAGCGAAGGUGUGAACUCCAAGCUAUGAUUGAUGAAGCCAUUAGCAGCAAUGGAAACAAGACUUACUUGAGAGUUCUGAGUCAAUAUAGGCUACUGGGAAUUGCUAAUACUGAACUUCAGUUUGAAAUAGCGAUGAGAGAUCAAAUAAUCCACAAUCAAAGGGAAGCACAAAAGAAUCUGUGGAAUUUGCUCCUAAGUUUAGGCCUUGAUGAAAAGCAGAUAACAGAUCUUGCCCUUAAACAAGGAAUAACUAUUGAAGACUGGACAAUGACUGCCCAAAUUCAAUUAUCUGAUAGAAGACAGUCACCAAACACAGGAGAUGGAACAUGUACUACCUUAUCUUCUUCUCCCCCAAGUUUUCAACUUGGUGCCAGCUUGCCACUUGAUCAAUACUUCUGUCCUAGGCCAACUUCCCUGGGAAAUCAGAGACUACCACAUAUCCAUUGCAGGGACGAAGAUCACAGUUCUAAUUAUUUGUAUGACUACUCUCCAUCAGAAAAUACAGAGCUAAACGAAGAUGAAAGUUUGUUUAGAGAUGGGAUUUCUUCACUUAAUGGAGUUCCUGAUAGGCAUCAACUUGAAUUUUGCAGUUCAUAUCCGCCAACAUUAAACCAAUUUUCUUCAUGCAGUGAAAGUAGCAUGUCAAUGACACCUUCCCAUGUGAACCUCAGGAAGCAGCAGCAGCAACAGGAUAUCCGAUCAAGCUCUAUGAGGCAGCAAAUACACCCAAGCUACCAUGCUAAAAUCAGUAGCAAUGAUUACCUUCACCAUGGAAGGACGAUGGUUCGCAGGGUAUCAAGCGGAGGUCGGUUUCACAGUAGCUCCUUAACCCAGAACUUUGCCUCGCUCAACUCUAAUCAUGUAUUCCCAAAAUUUGGGCAAUUUAACCUGCAAGAUGUGCAGGUUCUUCCUUCCUAUGAUACAACCAAGCAAGUUUCAUUUAGUUCCAAUAGCCUCGAAGCUCAGCCACCAAGAUUUGUUUAAACCUUCUAUUCUUUCAUUUGAUUCCUUUUUCAGUUUGUCCCUCCAAUUGUACAUAUUAUAGGUAGUGUUAAAGAUUUUAUAGCCAUUUAGUGGAUCCAGUAGUUGGCAUAGAUAUUCAAUUCAUUCGACUCUUUGUAAGGAAGUAAACAAUGUAGUUCCUGAUAGAGAAAAAGAAAAGAAGAAAAGUAAAGAAUGUAGUUCUGGUGCUGCUGUGCAUACUGCAAUAGUGUAAAAUAUUUGGAAGUUGCUGGCACUUGAUGAAACAGUUCAAUGUCGCUGAGUUCCAAUUUUCUGCAAGGCUCUUGGAGAAUUCCUGAUGACUUGGUAAACAGUUGCUGGUUUUGAGUUCUGCUCUUGGAGAAUUCCUGAUGACUUGAAAGGUCCUGCUUAGCAGAUGAUAGCCUGAAGAACAGCUUUUAUUCACCAAAGUUUAAGGUGUCGUCUAAUAGUUAAAUCACUAGUGUCCGUCGUUAAAAUUCUAGUUUGUUAGCUUACUUGUACUAUUGUGGUACUUCCAUGCUGAUGCGGGUUCCAAUUCCCCUUUUAACUCUAAUCCUACUAUUGUCAUAACAAAGAAAAAAUAUGCGUUUUUCACUCUAGAAACACAAGUAUUUUCUUUUUAGACGAAGAUGACGUGCACACGGAUGCUGGUCACCUAGUGGGAUCCCCGGAAACGUAGUCCAAGGUUCAAAUAAGUACAUGCGCCGGGGCGUGAGAGAGAAGGAGGUGGGGUGUCAUAUUACCAAAACUCAAAAGUAAGGUGUUUCAAAAAGAAUCAGAUAGCACCUUUUUAAAUAUAUGCAGGAGUGUAUACGAUCGAAAUCAGGUACGCCCAAUUUUCCGGGCUUGAAUGGUCGCCUAAAGCCCGAGUUUAGGUAAGAUCGAGUUCGAGCUCGAUGGACCAAACUCGAGCUCGAAGACAGAGUGCAAGACCCGAGGAUCAAAGUGCGCAAUGAGUAUCGAAGCCGAGUAUGCUAUCCUCGAGAUAAUGCUGUUACGGAUUUGUAACAAAAUGAGCAAGAUUCCUUCCACGUCCCCAAGAUCAUGGUGUAAAUCCCGGAAUAUAUUUGUUCGAAUCCGUACUAGGGGGUUAGACAGCUGUCCCAAUAAGAUUCUUUACUGUAAAUAGAAAUGCACCUUAUUUAGGGUUCCCCUAUUAUAUAAAAGGGCCUCCAAUCAUUUGUAAACAUCAUCAAUCAUUGGCAAAGAACAUACUCUCUUAUUUUCU
Molecule: messenger RNA, 4188 nt
Organism: Nicotiana attenuata
Lineage: Eukaryota; Viridiplantae; Streptophyta; Magnoliopsida; Solanales; Solanaceae
Product: kinesin-like protein KIN-8B
Exons: 17
Coding region: 495-2960 (821 amino acids)
Biological process (GO): microtubule-based movement
Molecular function (GO): ATP binding; microtubule binding; microtubule motor activity
Source: RefSeq, a predicted model, not a curated record